AUGGCGCUCCAGCGUUGGGGCAUUGACCCGGCCAAGGUGCCGCAGCAGCCAUUCCUCCCAAUCGUGAGGCCAGAAGGACCAUCCUUCCUCGACACAACGGCCUGUCUCUGCGCAUUGCGACCUUUGCCCGGCGCCGAUCAACUCACCGGAGACGGAUGGAGAUUCGAGCGUGACGAGGCCGCUUGGCAGUGCAUCGGAAACCAGACCCAGGUCGUGUACAACGCGACAACAGGAAAAUGGUUCAAAUCCAAGAACGGCAAGGGAAGCAUCGACGACCUGCCCAUCUACGACGCGUCGAACCCUCCCAAGACCAGCGAACAGCUAACAUGGGACACCCGGACCCGGACACUGAAGCCAUUGGAAGACAACAAGAGGCUCAGUGUCUACGACCGAGACUGCACCGGCAAGAAUCAGUCCAGCUUCUCAACCAGCUUCUAUCGCUCUUACCAGCAGCUGCUGAAUGACCAGCUCCCCAUAGAUGCGGCACCAUGCUGGAGACCUGGCGCCUUGCCAUUGCAACUGCAGUCCGUCGAGUCUUGGACCAAGGACGGCUGUAAAGAAGGUUUUCUUUGCAUGAACAACACCAUCAACUCACUCCCCCAAUCAUGCCCUCCCAAUGAGAUGUGCACAGUCGGACGACUUUCGCAAAUGACCUGCCACUACAAAGGCGAGAACAUAGGCAUGGGUCCUUUUGAGCCAAUCGUUUGCCAGCAGGGCUACUACUGUCCUCUUGAAGACGAAGGCAAGAAGAAGAUUCGAUGUCCAAAGGGCUCAUACUGUCAACCUGGUGCUUCCAGGCCGACGCCUUGCGCUUCCGGCAGCCUCUGUCCCGAGGGAUCAUCGUUCGAGCGCUUCAUGGUUCCUCUGGUGGUAUUGAUCAUUAUCGAUGUCCUCCUUGUCAUUGGCAUGUUCUUCUUGAUUUUCCGGCAGCGGUGGCACUCAACCUCCAAGGCGCAUGCGGGCACCCUGAAGAGGCACAAGACCAUGAGGGCUGUCAGGGCCACCAUCACUGGAUACAAGGAACUGCCUGAGGGGCAAGACAAUGAGAUGGCACCCAUGAACCUCUCGUACAGCCCCUAUGCGCCCUACUCGCCUUACGAUAUGCCACACCGAGAGGGUCGCCCUGGCCAUGGCUUCGAGGCCGCUCUGGCACGGGGCAGCACCGAUAGCUCUGAUCAACAGCACAAGGAAGCCGAGGCCUCGCCGCAGCUCAAGGCCUUUGUUGAUUCGAUGCGCAGAGCAGCCGAGGCGACAAACUUUGGCCUUUCCUUCAGGUACUCCGACCUCAGCUUCCACCCUAAGAAGGCGGUCAAACCAGUUCUCCAGAACGUCACUGGGUCCAUCGAGCAAGGACAGCUCGUGGCUGUCAUGGGUGGAUCGGGAGCCGGCAAGUCGACAUUCGUCAACGUGUUGAUGGGUAAAACCAGUAACACUGGUGGUAUCGUUGCCGUCAACAAUACCCCAGGCAAGAUGAAGCGUUACAAGAAGUUGACCGGUUAUGUGCCCCAAGACGAUAUCGUACUGCCCGAGUUGAGCGUUUACGAAAACAUUGUCCACUCGGCACGCAUCCGGCUUCCUCGAACAUGGAAAAAGGCCGAGAUCGAAGCUCAUGUCGAGUCUGUUAUCGACUGCUUGGAGCUGUCGCAUGUGCGCGAUUCUCGAGUCGGCAGUGUAGGUAAGCCCGUCAUUAGCGGUGGACAGAGAAAGCGAGUGAGCAUAGGCAUGGAGCUGGCGGCUGCGCCCAUGGCCAUCUUCCUUGAUGAGCCAACCAGUGGUCUCGAUGCCACUGCUGCAUCUUCCAUCAUGCGCACGCUCAAGGCGAUUGCGAAGCUCGGUAUCUCCAUCAUCGUCAUUAUCCACCAGCCCCGAACCGAGAUCUUUGAGCUAUUCGACAACCUCAUCUUACUCGGAAACGGACAGACCAUCUAUGAAGGACCCCAGCCCGAGGCCCAGGCAUACUUUGAGGGCAUGGGCUUCCAUUUCCCCGAACACAGCAACCACGCCGAUGUGAUUACUGAUAUUAUCACCGGAAACGGUCGAGAAUACAAUGCCAAAGGUGAUGUCUCCAAGGAGGCCCUCAUCUCCAACUGGUCAGCAUCGCGGAAGGCCAAAACGGCCGAGGAUUUCGAGCGCAGGAGUAUCCGAUCGACCAUGCUGGGUGAUACGGGCAUGCGUCAGGCCCUCAAGAAACGUGGUGCUCCAUUUGUCAAGCAAGCAUGGCUCUGCCUUUGCCGUGCCAUGGUUCAACAAUACCGCACCAAGGGGGCCUUCUUCGCUGAGAUGGGACUUGCGGUGCUCGCCGGAGCCUUGCUAGGACUUGCCAACAACCCCAAGAACGGCAUCAUGUUUGUUGGCAUCUUCCACGAACCCUAUGAGGUCUUGUCGACGGCCAUCGAUUUCAUCUCUGCGCCGCAGUUUGCCCUCCUCAUCGCCAUUGCUGUUGGUCUCGUUGCGGCUGCCCCUGGAGUCAAGCUCUUCUCUGAGGAGACGCUGCUGUACAGACGGGAGGCCGAAGCAGGUCACUCCCGAUUUGCGUAUUUCAUUGCCAAGGUGAUUUCUGUCUUGCCUCGAAUGGCUCUCGGGUGCCUCCAUUUCACGACACCCUUAUUCCUACUGUCAGUGCCCAUCAUCGAUUGGGGUCUCGCGUUCCUUACCAACCUGCUGUACUUUUACUGCAUCUAUGGCCUUGCCAGUAUCGUGAGCAUGGUCGUCCGCAGAGAAGAUGCGCCGCUGUUUGCAACCAUGAUUGCACUCAUCACUGGUAUCCUGUCUGGAUCAGCACCACCCCUGUCGUCAGUCAAGGACUGGCACAUGGAGUGGCUUUGGCGAGCAUCCCCGGCCACUUGGCUUGCGGAGAUAUACUUUGGGCAGCUCGUGGCACCGUUCGCCUACCUCUACAAGGUUGACAUUGCUGCGCGAGAGACUGGAUUCGAGUUGGAUCGAAAGUGGAUGAACAUUGGCGUCUUGGUCGCAAUCGGAACAGCAUACCGAGUUCUCGCCUUUGUUGGAAUGGUGCUUGGACAUCGGCUGAGGAGGUAG
Molecule: messenger RNA, 3039 nt
Organism: Fusarium keratoplasticum
Lineage: Eukaryota; Fungi; Ascomycota; Sordariomycetes; Hypocreales; Nectriaceae
Exons: 2
Coding region: 1-3039 (1012 amino acids)
Cellular component (GO): membrane
Molecular function (GO): ATP hydrolysis activity; ATP binding; ABC-type transporter activity
Source: RefSeq, a predicted model, not a curated record